This is a messenger RNA of Dermacentor andersoni, 996 nucleotides long. RefSeq lists its product as uncharacterized. The record is from RefSeq and is a predicted model, not a curated record. Lineage: Eukaryota; Metazoa; Arthropoda; Arachnida; Ixodida; Ixodidae.
CGAGUAGUGCAUUGGAAGGGCAGCACCAUGAGGUCUCUCAGCACCAUCGCGCUGUUUGUUGGCCUUCUGGCAUGUUAUGAAGUUGGGACCUCCCAUGCUUUCAGAAAGGGUGGUUUUGGCAGCAGUAUCUUUGGCUCUGACAGUGGACUGGGAGGUGGAUACUCGGGAGGAUUCGGUGGAGGAAGCUUGUUGGGUAGCGGAGGUACCUUCGGCAGUGGCUUCGGCGGUAGCUAUGGCAGCGGCUAUGAUGGCGGGUACAGCGGAAGUGGCCUAGGCGGAUUUGGCGGCGGCUACGGUGCAAAUGGCUUCAGCGGAGGUUACGGAAGUGGAUUAGGUGGAUAUGGGAGCAGAUACGGAGGUAGUGGCUUCGGCGGCGGUGACUACGAUCAGGAAGACGGAUAUAACCAAGGAAGUUUCGGCGGACGCGUACGCCGCCUGUUUGGCGGUAGCUCCAGGAGACGUAGAUUUGGCGGUGGACUAGGCCUCGGAAGUUACGGCAGCGACGAACAGGGAGGUCUGUUUAGUGGUGGCCUCGGCGGUUUGGGCAGCUCUCUCGGGGGUAUGUAUGGCAUAGGUAGCGGCGGUUACUCCAACAGUCGACUAAGGCGCCUGCUGAGGCGCCUGCGAAGGCGAGGAAACCGAGGCUCAUAUGGCGGUAGCUUUGGCUAUGGAGGCUUGGGCAGUGGCUCUUCCUGGAGUUCUGGCUUGGGAGGAGGUCUGGGUGGACUCGGUGGCCGCUACGGAAGCCGAUAUGGCAGCAGCGGACUCGGCGGAGGACUAGGAAGUGGGCUUUUCGGUGGCGGCGGAUUAUUCGGACGCUCGGGAAGCCGUUUGUUUGGACGUGGUCGAUAUGGGGGAGGCUUGUUUGGAGGAGGACUUGGACGAAGCGGAUUUGGAGGAGGACUUGGAAGCAGCGGAUUCGGAGGAGGCUACGGCAGCGGCAGUGGGUGGGGUGGUAGUUUCGGCGAUGGCUGGCAGCAGUGGCACCAGCAAUAA